CAGACUCUCAGAAUUCUGACUGCAACUGGCACAACGCCGAGAAACAGCGACUCCCUCUCUGGUUCGGACCUGCGCGUCGUCUGCCCCAAACAGCUCCCUCUUGCGUCCACCGUCGUCGCCGACCCAUCGAUUCUCUCUUUGCCCCGGGCCAUUAUCCAACAGUCAACAACUGAAUAAUUGCUUCAGCCCAUCUGAAGCGUGGCAGUUCGUCGCCUCCAACCCUCUCAGCAUCCGAGUCGCCAGCCAGCGGUCCAGUCGCAGUUGAGCAUGCUGUCGCAAAGAUCAAGGAGCCAAGACAAGAACACCGCAACGGCAACGGAAGAAUAACGGCACCAGCGACCGGCAUCCUUUUCCUUCCCUUCCUCUCCAACGAAAGCACCACGAAGCACCACACGCUUUGCUUUAGCCGACUACACAGGUACUCGGCCACAUCAACUUGCAUCAUUCUGCCGCUGAGACGAGACGUCACCUUCUUUUCAGCCCGUCGCUCGCUCCACUCUCACCUUCUCAUGACCUUUGCGCCUAAUCCUACCGACUCCGCCGACCGUCUCCUUUUCCCUAGGUUGCCUCCUCGAUCUGCACCUUCUUAGUUUUUUCCUCGACUGCGACCUUCGUACAGCAAACGUGCGCCAAGUGCCCUCGACACACAGACACACAACCGAACCAUUACUCACAGUCCCUUAUUCGGGUGCGCGCAGGGCGACCCCAGCUGCUGCUGCAUCCACCAUGGAGGACGGCCAUCACUCACCGGAUUCGACCAAGGAAUCAAAGUCGGAGGAACACUCCAAGAUGAACGGCUCCAAGCUAAAACGGGAUGGCGCCAGCAACGCCGGCAAUGCGGCCACGCCAAACGGCUCCCAGACCGGAAUCUCGAGACCCCCAAGCAUGUCGCCCGACGAGCACAAGGCUGCGAGUGAGAGCACAGCAACUCCCAGCGAAAAUGUCCCGACACAAAAGCCUUCGCGAAAGGCGUCUCAGAAGAACAUGAAGAGGGAACCGGUGCUCUUCAACCAUCUCCCCGACGUGAGGGAAGAGGCAUGCACACAUUUCCAGGUCAUUCAUGACUGUCUCUAUGGCUCAAAGAACAUGGGUGCAUCCGAGCACGAUGCGUUGGAUUGUGACUGUGCGGAAGAAUGGCGCGGUGAUAUGAACCAUGCGUGCGGGGAAGAUUCAGACUGUAUUAAUCGGGCCACGAAAAUGGAGUGCGUUGACGGCGAUUGCAACUGUGGUAGCGGAUGCCAGAACCAGCGCUUUCAGCGAAAACAGUACGCCGACGUAUCGGUCAUCAAGACGGAAAAGAAGGGGUUCGGCCUCCGGGCAAACACGGAUUUGCAAGUUAACGACUUCAUUUUCGAGUACAUUGGCGAGGUCAUCAACGAGCCGACAUUUCGCAGCCGCAUGGUCAAAUACGACAAGGAGGGCAUCAAGCACUUCUAUUUCAUGUCACUAACCAAAUCCGAGUUUGUUGAUGCCACUAAGAAGGGCAACCUCGGCAGGUUCUGCAACCAUUCGUGCGAUCCUAAUUGCUACGUCGACAAGUGGGUGGUUGGUGACAAGCUGCGCAUGGGCAUUUUUGCGGGGCGCGCAAUCAAGGCUGGUGAGGAACUGGUGUUCAACUACAACGUGGACCGCUAUGGCGCCGACCCGCAGCCUUGCUACUGCGGUGAACCAAACUGCACCGGUUUCAUUGGCGGCAAAACGCAAACAGAGCGUGCAACCAAACUGCCGCCUGCCACCAUCGAGGCGCUUGGUAUCGAAGAUGGAGACAGCUGGGACACGGCGGUGGCGGCCACCGUCAAGAAGCCCCGCAAGAAGAAGGCUACCGAGGACGAUGAAGAGUACAUCAACCGCUUCGAGCCUCGUGGCCUCGAUGAAGAGGGUGUCACCAAGGUCAUGGCCACGCUCAUGCAGUGCAAGGAGAAAUGGAUUGCCGUCAAGCUGCUCGGCCGCCUUCAGAAUGCCGACGAUGACCAUGUCCGGAACCGGGUUGUUAAGAUGCACGGAUACCAGAUUUUGAAGACAACCCUCAACACCUUUAAGGAAGACACCAAUGUCGUACUGCAGAUUCUCGAUAUCCUGUACCAACUCCCCCGCAUCACCAAGAACAAGAUUACCGAUUCCAACAUCGAAGCCGCCGUCGAGCCCCUCACCCAUUCCGACCAUGAGGAUGUCGCGUCGCAGUCCAAACGAUUGCUUCAGGAAUGGAGCAAAUUGGAGACAGCCUAUCGCAUCCCGCGCAAGAAGCUCGACCCCUCCGCUCCCGUAACCACAAAUUCGUUUGAGGAUGACCGCCGCAACGUCAAUCAUGAGGAGCAUCCCUCAAGACCUGUCAAUCCGUUCGAGAACAUGGUUGUGCCCACGGGUCCCCGCAGCAACAUUCCCCAACGGAACAUGAACUACUUCAACAACCAGAGACCACGCAAGCUUCCAACGAAUCUUCCUGCAGGAUGGUUUGUCACCACUGACAGCACAGGCAAAUACUACUUUUACGACAAGAGCGGCCAUACCCAGUGGCAGCGACCUACAACGCCUGCUGUCGACGUGCCCAAGCCCUCUGCCAAGGUGGAACAAAACCAAAAGGCUCUGCAGGAUAUCAUCGACAGUUUGACCAAGGAGCCGACGCCCCGCCAUUCUGCGAACCAAACCCCUAAAUCUAACACACCCGUGCCAGACAAUGGUAAGAAGGAGAAGUGGAGGUCUCUUCCGGUUGAGAAACAGAUGAAGAUUUACGAAAACACGCUCUUUCCUCAUGUGAAAUACGUCAUGGACAAGUUUCACCGAAGACUUCCCAAGGAAGACCUCAAGCGGUUUGGCCGUGAGAUCAACAAGAAACUGGUUGCUUCCGACUACAAGAACCACCGUGUCGAUGACCCUACGACCAUUUCCUCCAACCAGGCAAGGAAGAUCAAGAAAUUUGUCAAGGACUUCUUUGAUCGUGCUGUGGUCAAGCACAGGGAAAACGAGCAGCGCGCUGCACAGAAAGCCGGGCCAUCAUCUUCCGGCGCCCCAUCGCCUACCAACGGCGGUUCAGCCAAGUCACCACUUGGCCGUAACGGCGCCAGCAAUGCCACCGUCAAGACCCAGCAGCCCGACGCCGAUGGCGAUAUUGUCCUUACAGACGUGGAGGAUGAGGGCGAGAAUACUCCUGCCACCUCCAGCUCAGACCGCAAGAGGAAGCGUGCGGAAGAGCAAGAGGUUCCGGCGCCGGCAUCCGAAGCGAUACCUUCACCGAAGCGAGCCAAGGAGGACUCGACAACCGAAGACUCGAUCCCCAGCCCUCCGCCCCCUCCGCCGCCGCCGACAGAUACUCCACUCACCGAAGAGGAGCGAUCAAUGCGCGAGCAAGAGGAGGCCUUAAUGAGGGAGAACGAAGAAGCGCAGAGGCUGGAGGACGAGGAGGCCGAGCGCCGGGUGAGUGUUACUGUUCAGGGAGCGGCUGUCGCGACCAGCAAGGUGAACGGAGUAAAUGGGACCAAGGCCCACCAUACCUCAGAGGCAUCACCUGCUGUUUCCGAUGAGAAUGGGAUGGACGCUGGUCGUGAUGAGAAGAGUCAUGAGCAAAUGGCACAACAGGAGCCCGUCAGUCGUUAGCUAUCUUUUAUAAGUUCUUUUUCUUUCCUUUUUUUUUUUUUUAUCUUUCUUCUUUCUUUCUUCUUCCGGGUGUGUGGAAAAGAGUCCAAUGGUUGUUGAAAGCAAAUCAUGGACAGAGAGGCACAGUUCAAGGGAAAUGCUUGAAUGGCUCUUUCCUUAUCGGUUCGUUGCAUGAAAAGGUUACCGCCUAACCGCCCUGGAAUCAUUGUUGGCUGGUUGGCAUUAGAAAAGUGGUUGGUUUGGUGGGUACUCGUUUAUCCGGUUCAUGUUGGUGGGUCGGUUGGUCGGUUGGUCAUAUAUCCAAAAUCGGUCGGUACACGGUCCAAAGGGUUGAUGGUUUCCUGAGUUAUCAUUCUCAGCACGUCUAAUGUCCGAGGAAAGGUGGACGAACAGACAGACAGGCAUGGACUCUUGUUAUUGCUUUCCUACGAUGUUCCACUUUCAUCAGCAACAAGUUUAUCUUUAUAUUCAGGUCUAGAUCGAUGACGGAUUGGGUGAUGGAUGUGCCGGUGCUGGGGACAAUUCGACAGUCAUCAACAUAUAGGCGGUAGGCUACUAUAAUUGGUGGACGAGGGGUACCAGUAUUGCUGGCUGACUUUUCAGUCAUGGACACACACGCACCUGCCCCCUUGUAUUGCCUUGGAGGAAUUUUUUUUAUUGGUAGAGAACGCAAUACCGCAUUUUGACAACGGACGUGGUCGUGAUGGUGGUGGCGACACUGCUGGUGGUGGUGGCGGUGGUGG
Neurospora crassa OR74A is the source of this 4334-nucleotide messenger RNA. RefSeq names its product histone-lysine N-methyltransferase (gene set-2). NCBI's taxonomy places the organism in Eukaryota, Fungi, Ascomycota, Sordariomycetes, Sordariales, Sordariaceae. The record is from RefSeq and is a predicted model, not a curated record. Gene Ontology annotation, cellular component: nucleus; chromatin; chromosome. Gene Ontology annotation, biological process: regulation of DNA-templated transcription. The coding region runs from base 727 to 3591 and encodes 954 amino acids. Gene Ontology annotation, molecular function: protein binding; histone H3K36 methyltransferase activity. The transcript is spliced from 3 exons.